AUGGAAGAUUCAGAGGAGGAUGAGCUUUUGAAUCUUAGCCUUUCAGUUGCUGCCGAUAGGGAAAGGAAAAAGAAGGGAAAGGUAAUUAGGGAACAUAACGUUUCUAUGAGCAGUACUACUACUAGAAACUCCUAUGAAAGCUAUGAAGGGAAGAUCUUUAGGCUUCUCCAAAUGAGGGAGCAGAUGCUAAGACAAGACCAUAGGAGGAAAGGAGUUGUAGAAGAUGGGAAUGGCCUCCCUUUGAUCCAUUUGCUGCUCUCAACUGCCACUGCUGUUGAUGACAACAACUUGGAUUCAUCCUUAGAGAAUCUCACUGAUUUAUACCAAACUGUUUCCCUAACAGGUGACUCCGUUCAGCGUGUGGUGGCCUAUUUUGCUGAUGGUUUGGCCGCAAGGCUUCUCACAAGGAAAUCCCCAUUCUAUGACAUGCUCGUGGAGGAACCAACAACUGAGGAAGAGUUCCUUGCAUUCACAGAUCUCUACAGGGUUUCACCUUACUACCAAUUCGCUCAUUUCACAGCAAACCAAGCUAUCUUGGAGGCCUUCGAGAAAGAGGAAGAGAGGAACAACCGUGCUUUGCAUGUCAUUGACUUUGAUGUCUCCUAUGGCUUCCAAUGGCCCUCUCUCAUUCAGUCUCUUUCAGAGAAGGCAACCACUGGCAACCGCAUAUCCCUCAGGAUAACGGGAUUUGGGAAGAACCUGAAAGAGCUUCAAGAAACUGAGUCUAGAUUGGUUAGUUUCUCAAAGGGUUUCGGCAGUCUUGUGUUUGAAUUCCAAGGCCUGCUAAGAGGCUCAAGGGUCAUCAACCUAAGGAAGAAAAAGAAUGAAACGGUGGCUGUCAACUUGGUUUCUUAUUUGAACACUUUGAGUUGUUUCAUGAAGAUCUCUGACACGUUGGGAUUUGUUCAUUCCCUUAACCCCUCCAUUGUUGUGCUGGUGGAGCAAGAGGGUAGCAGGAGUCCUAGGAGCUUCUUGUCAAGGUUCACGGACUCCUUGCACUACUUUGCAGCCAUGUUUGAUUCCCUGGAUGAUUGCCUCCCACUAGAGAGUGCUGAGAGGUUGAGAAUUGAGAAGAAGCUUUUGGGGAAAGAGAUCAAAAGCAUGCUCAACAAUGAUGUGGAUGGUGUGGAUUGCCCAAAGUAUGAGAGGAUGGAAACAUGGAAAGCAAGAAUGGAGAAUCAUGGGUUUGCUGCCACCAAAAUAAGCUCAAAGUCUAUGAUCCAAGCGAAACUGUUGCUGAAGAUGAGGACCCAUUAUUGUCCUCUCCAGUUUGAGGAAGAAGGAGGUGGGGGUUUCAGGGUUUCUGAAAGAGAUGAAGGAAGGGCUAUCUCUUUAGGGUGGCAAAAUAGGUUUCUGCUGACCGUCUCAGCAUGGCAAUCAGUCUGA
Sphenostylis stenocarpa is the source of this 1386-nucleotide messenger RNA. The record is from the annotation of a GenBank genome assembly. NCBI's taxonomy places the organism in Eukaryota, Viridiplantae, Streptophyta, Magnoliopsida, Fabales, Fabaceae.